This is a messenger RNA of Passer domesticus (house sparrow), 5793 nucleotides long. RefSeq names its product solute carrier family 7 member 1 (gene SLC7A1). Gene Ontology annotation, biological process: L-arginine import across plasma membrane; L-ornithine transmembrane transport. Gene Ontology annotation, molecular function: L-arginine transmembrane transporter activity; L-ornithine transmembrane transporter activity; L-lysine transmembrane transporter activity. The transcript is spliced from 11 exons. The coding region runs from base 3642 to 5258 and encodes 538 amino acids. Lineage: Eukaryota; Metazoa; Chordata; Aves; Passeriformes; Passeridae. Gene Ontology annotation, cellular component: plasma membrane. The record is from RefSeq and is a predicted model, not a curated record.
CGGUGCUGGCCGGACUCUGCUACGGAGAAUUCGGUGCUCGAGUCCCUAAGACAGGAUCAGCUUAUCUCUACAGCUACGUGACUGUGGGUGAGCUGUGGGCCUUCAUCACGGGCUGGAAUCUAAUCCUGUCCUAUGUUAUUGAAAGGUAAUGAUAAAUCGUCUCCUUCAUGCCCUUCAUCUAGUUGGUUUUGGGGCCAUUCCUACCAUGAUACUGGACGACCAAAAUGAGUGACAUAGCCGUGGUUGCUGUCCCAAAACCUGAUUCUGCAAAUGCACAAUGAAAAGUUUUGCCUACUGAAUGUUCUGCUCCGAGGAUCUGGGCUCAGAGUGGUAUUUCCGAGAUUUUUUUUUUUUCCUCUCAUAAUGGAUUUUGAACAACUGUCUCAAUUCUUAUUUCAGAGUUGACUGAUUAGUGUAUUGUCACAAGGCAGAGAAUUCAGUUAAAAAUAAGUAGAUACUAUCCAUGAAUGUGUUCAAAUACAACUUCAUUACUUUUAUUUCAGUCCUCUAUCAAGAAUGAGUAUUUGCAAACUGUCUUUCUCAUAAUUUGUGAGAAAGGGUGGCUAAGGUGGAAAAAUGCUGGGGGAGGAUAUGAGGUGUAGGAAGUCUCUUUAUCUUACCCAGCUUUUUUCUCAGAGCUAAUUGCCCCUCUUGAGAGCAAGGACAACUCCCAGCAGCUUCUGGGGCGUGGAGGAGAAGGAUAUGUUGGCUGCCACUGUAAGGCCCCAAUCAACUCUCAAUGAGACUUUUGAAAGUGUUUAUAAUGGUUCCUGUACUCUGAGUUAGACACACGGGAGAAAUACUGACCAGAUAGUCUCAAGAGGCCAAACAACACAAAAGUUUACUGGCAAACUUUGAAAAAUUAGGUGACUUUGGCUAAAGACUUACUACAACAUCUGAUCAACAUAAAACACUUCUCACAGCAUUAAUUUAGCCCAUCCAACUUAGCAAACUUUAAACCUGUUCCAUGUUAGUUACUCAAACUCUUCCAAGAGGAGGGAAUUAGAAGAAGGAGCAAAAGACAGAGAAGAUAUAGAAAAGCACACAUAGCUACCAGUGCCUGGGUUCCAGCAGUGUUCAGAUACAAACUCCAAGAGGAAGGUAGGGUCAAGAUGUGCUGCACUCAUGCUCAGCCAUAAAAACCCCUGGGCCUUUGUGGGCCAGGUGGGACUUGUGGUCAUUUGGCCACUCGGGAGCCGGGUUAGGCAGAGUGGAGGGAGCCCUGCCCCUGGUGUGCCAAAGCAGUGCUGGAAUAGAGGCUGGGGGGUGUGGGAGCAGGGCACUGCCCCAGCAGGGCAAAGCUUGACCUGCUCACUCUCAAACACACAGACAUCCUUAAAUGUCCUGGUACAUCAGUCCUUCCUGUCUCUGACAGGCACAUGCUGCACUUCAGAGCCAGGGCUUGAGAGGGGCAGAAAGCUGUUUUUUUCUUAAUCUUGCUGAGAAAAUGCCAAGCAGUGUAUCAAAAAUGUGCAUCUCUAAAGGGCUCGGUCAGCUUGGUGUUUUCAUGCUGAGGUUCUCAGACAGUGACUCAGGAAGUAUUGGAGGGUGGAAAAAGAAAUCCUGGAGUCCCAAGGAUGGGUGGCCAGUAACUUUUAAUUAAUUGAAGUGAUUUUACCUGGUGGAAGGCUCAUGUGGAGCCUCGGAGGUGGGUGAUGAGAAAUAAAUGGGGGUGCAACUUAUCAGUUAUGGCCUAGAGAGAAGGAGACAGGUGUCCAGGUCUGGGAUCUGAUGUGAACUUUCUUCUGGGAUGAUGUGGGUUUGGGGAACUGUGCCAGAUUGUGGGAUGUGUUUCAGGAACUAGAAAGUGGUGGGAGCUGGUAGUAUGAUGAGUAACAGUAUCUCAUCACUCAUAGGUAAGUAGGUGCUUCUGGGGUUUCCUGGCACUUGGUGACCUCCUUGCCUGUGCCUGUUCCUGCAGCGAGCCCAGCACCUGAGCUCUGCAGUCCUCCUGGGAGCUGCAUGCUGUAGGCAGGAGCCAAAUCUGCUCUGGUGAGGCUAUGCUGAUGCAGAACUAGUAAGUCCUCCUGGGUACCAGCUGAAUGUCUUAGCACUGUGCUCUCUAACAACAGCAAGAUAUUAUCCAGGUGUCUGUGCUGUUGAAAGAACGUGAGAUUCCCCCUGCUCCCUCAAGCCUGUUGGUUACAGAGAGUUCCAGAUAAAUGGCUCAUAGUUUUGUGGAACUGGCAUCGAAGCAGCUGGCAUCUAAUAUAACACAUGCAGGAGCUGGGUGUUCCCGUCCUAGAAUGUAAAAUAUUAGAGCUAGGACAAAAAAAUAGCACUAAAAUAGUCUUUUUUCAUCAAAUCGUGCCAAAGCUAACCUGAAAAAUUGUAAUGUGGUGUACAAUAACUUCUGCAAUUUCUCAAGAUUAAAUUGAUGGCAGUGAUGUCCAAACUCUUUAAAGGUGUUCACACUGUGCACUUUUCUGUCUUGGUGAACAGAAGAGUCUCCCAACAGGUCUGUUCUGCAGCUUAAUUUUUAUGCUGUUGCAAAGCUGGAUUGGGCAGGCGAGUGUUCCCAGCUGUGCUGCAGGUGCUGCCCACCGCUGCUGCAGAGGAUUUGGCUGUAGGUGAGCACAGACAUUGUUUGACAGGAUUGCAGGUGCUGGAGUUGGGACCUGAACACCCACUCACAGGUGAGUGUGGCAGGACAGACUGUUCUGGGUGGAAAGGGGCCCCUGAUGGCAUCCUCUGAGGAGCUGCUCUGCAAGCCAAAACCAAGCCAAGCUCUUUUUUUAACUAGGUAAUUAUGUACAGUAAUAAUUAUGAUAUGCAGUUAGGUGCUGUUAUAUACAGUGUAUGUACUGUGUGAGACAUUGAGAGUGUAACAGUAGCCACAUUAACACAGGAGAGGGAGAAGUUGGCUUUUAAAACCCAAUUUAUUUUACAAAAUACUGUCACUGUCUGGUGGUAAUUCUUUGUUGUUACUAUUUCAGUUCUCUAAAAUAACUUUUAUGGCCCAGACACUGUCCCCAGCUUGCUUGUCCUGAGACCCAGGUUCACUCCUCACCUCAGCAAGCUGCACACAGUUGGAUGCACUCAACAGAAACAAAAAGCAACCUAGAGGAUGAAGCCUGAGCAUUUGCUGCAGGCAGGAGCUGUUUCACUUGCUGUGGUCAUCCCCAGCAUUCUGCAAUAGGCUGACUUAUCCUCAGAUAACAUGUAAAUUGUAUCUGAGUCUUUUUCCUGCUUGGAUGCUCUAGCACUGGAGGUCACAGCAGCAGACCUGGGUGCUGCCAGAGUGCAGAGCUGGCCACUGGUGUGGUCCAGGCUCUGGUGCUGCAGCAUUGCACUGCUGGAGGGCAGCUGGAUUCUGUAAGGGUGCCUGGGCUGCAGCCACCUGAUUGGGGCUGCCAGGGACUUCUGCCAGCAUUACCUUUGGACCUCUCUGGUAACAGAAAUUACCAGGUUUCGGGGAAGGACAGGCCCUUGGGGGUUUAAGGAAAAGGUCAGUCAGGGCAGUAUCAAAGGCAAAGUUGAGGUUUGCAAAGAAGCCAGACUAAAAAUACUUUUCUCGUCAGCUCCGCAUGAGUCUGGGACCCACCACCUGUGUGUGUUACUGUCAGAGCAGAUGCCAAGCACGAACACAGGCUGUGGGCUGGGUAUGGAUGUGAAAGUCUGCUCCCAGCACCUGGGAGCACAUGCAAGGUUGCUUCGAGGCCCUCUGUAUUGAAAAACCUUACAAAGCUCCCCCUGGUUUGGAACAUGUGCCAGCCACAAAUGGUGAUCUCUGUCCUUUCUAUCCUCUGGCAGGAACCUCGAGCGUGGCCAGAGCCUGGAGCGCGACGUUUGAUGAAAUCAUAGGGCAGCACAUUGAAAAAUUUUGUAAAAAAUACAUGACGAUGGAUGCUCCCGGAGUGCUAGCAAAAUACCCAGACAUCUUUGCUGUGGUGAUAAUCAUCAUCCUAACAGGGCUUUUAGCUUUUGGUGUGAAAGAAUCUGCCCUGGUGAACAAAGUGUUCACCUGCAUCAACGUCCUUGUCCUUGGAUUUGUCGUCAUCUCCGGCUUUGUGAAAGGAUCUGUUAAAAACUGGUACCUGACUGAACAGGACAUUUACAACACCAGCCACAGCAUUUUCAAAGACAAUCAAACACAGGAAGAAAAGCUCUACGGUGUUGGAGGGUUUAUGCCCUAUGGAUGGAAAGGAGUCCUCUCAGGGGCAGCCACGUGUUUUUAUGCUUUUGUGGGAUUUGACUGUAUUGCUACUACAGGUGAGGAGGUAAAAAACCCUCAGAAAGCCAUUCCUAUUGGCAUUGUGGCAUCUCUUCUCAUCUGCUUCGUGGCUUACUUUGGCGUGUCGGCUGCCCUGACACUCAUGAUGCCUUACUACCAGCUGGAUACCAAUAGCCCUUUACCCAAUGCCUUUAAAUACGUGGGUUGGGAUGGAGCCAACUAUGCAGUGGCUGUUGGUUCCUUGUGUGCACUUUCUACAAGUCUCCUUGGCUCCAUGUUUCCAAUGCCUCGAAUAAUUUAUGCUAUGGCAGAAGAUGGACUUCUCUUUAAAUUUUUGGCUAAAGUCAACGAGAAGAGAAAAACUCCCUUAAUUGCAACAGUGACCUCAGGAGCUACUGCAGCUGUUAUGGCCUUUCUCUUUGACUUGAAAGAUCUUGUGGACCUCAUGUCCAUCGGGACCCUCCUGGCUUACUCCUUGGUAGCAGCCUGUGUGUUGGUACUGAGGUACCAGCCAGAGCAGCCUAAUUUGGCAUACCAGAUGGCAAGGUCGACAGAGGAGACAGAUAACAACGAGUCUGUGAGCACCAGUGAGUCACAGGCUGGGUUUCUGCCAGAGGAAGAGGAGAAGUUUUCGCUCAAAGCCAUACUGUGUUCCACAGAUUCAGAUCCUUCCAAAUUCUCUGGUUUGGUGGUGAAUGUCUCAACCUUCAUCUUAGGUUUCCUUAUUGUGGGUAUCUGCAUCCUGACUUCCCUUAAGCCAAACGUUCUGAUAAGCACUGUACAGAUUAUUGCCGCCAUCCUUGUUGUCACUAUCAUCUUCAUUAUACGGAAACAGCCUGAAAGCAAAACCAAACUCUCCUUUAAGGUACCUUUUUUGCCCUUUCUUCCUGUUGGGAGUAUUUUUGUGAAUGUUUACCUCAUGAUGCAGCUAGACGCAGGCACGUGGAUUCGGUUUGCAAUCUGGAUGCUCCUAGGCUUUAUCAUCUACUUUACCUAUGGAAUAUGGCACAGUGUGGAAGCCAGCUACGCAGCCUCAGCAGAAGCAGAGAGAAACACAGACACUGGCUCAGAUAGCUGUAAAUGACUGUGCUUGACUUACGGGCGACUGAAAGAAUGGCUGCAGUGAAAGAAGCUUUGUGGUGGGGAUCCUGAACCAGAUUACACCUGUCAUCAGUUAUGCAGAAAUAAGGAAGCAGAAUGCAGGCCUCCCCAGCUUGGUUACUGCAGCUUGCAGUUUGUUUAGCAGCACAGUUAAAAGGGACCACAAGAUGAAAAGACACAACUCUGGCGUAUUCCCAGCAGCACUGGCAGCUCAUCCGGGCGCUUCCCUCUCUCCCUCUCCGGUUUUGUUUUUUUUUCCCCAGUGUGUAGAAAGAGAACUGCUUCUGUGUGCAACUGCUGCUAUGAAACCAGGCCUCACAAAUGUCCUUCUUUCAGUAGCCCUGGGAAUUACCUCCCAACAGAUAUUCUAGUCAAUUUUACAUGGAGCAGGUUUUGCAGUGCUACUGUCAGGCAUAGAUCAGUAUCUAUCCUUCACCCUAUGUGGGCUGUACCCUCUGUGUAUGCACACAUACAAAAAAAAAAUGGUUCUCGCCAAUCACUAGAUUCCCCCAGGUUAA